AUGUCUCUGUCUGUCAGUCUGGGUCUCUGCCUGUCAGUCUGUGGGUCUCUGCCUGUCAGUCUGUGGGUCUCUGCCUGUCAGUCUGUGGGUCUCUGCCUGUCAGUCUGUAAGUCUCUGCCAGUCUGCAUGUCUCUGUCUGUCAGUCUGGGUCUCUGCCUGUCAGUCUUCUGUGGGUCUCUGCCUGUCAGUCUGUGGGUCUCUGCCUGUCAGUCUGUGGGUCUCUGCCUGUCAGUCUGUAAGUCUCUGCCAGUCUGCAUGUCUCUGUCUGUCAGUCUGUGGGUCUCUGCCUGUCAGUCUGUGGGUCUCUGCCUGUCAGUCUGUGUAAGCACAGCUCUGGGAGACACGCACAUAGUGAAGAAGACUACUGCCACUGCCCCUAUGGUAACAAAGCUCCAACUGAUCACUAAUGCUACUAUGUACAAAGUUCUUCAUGCUACUCUUAACAUAGCCCAGAGUGUACUCAGCGCCAGGGUCCACUGUGUCGUCCUGAAGGGCACAUUGAGCAAGGCGGUCUGUCUCUUCAUUAAGUGGGAUACCCACAUGAGAGGGUAUCCAGGUGAAGUGAACCGUGGCACCAGCACCUUCUAG
Scylla paramamosain (green mud crab) is the source of this 588-nucleotide messenger RNA. RefSeq lists its product as uncharacterized. Lineage: Eukaryota; Metazoa; Arthropoda; Malacostraca; Decapoda; Portunidae. The coding region runs from base 1 to 588 and encodes 195 amino acids. The transcript has 3 exons. The record is from RefSeq and is a predicted model, not a curated record.